Messenger RNA from Xiphophorus couchianus (Monterrey platyfish), 5398 nucleotides. Its product is annotated as sodium- and chloride-dependent GABA transporter 2-like. The transcript is spliced from 15 exons. The coding region runs from base 217 to 1986 and encodes 589 amino acids. Gene Ontology annotation, cellular component: cell projection; plasma membrane. Lineage: Eukaryota; Metazoa; Chordata; Actinopteri; Cyprinodontiformes; Poeciliidae. Gene Ontology annotation, molecular function: gamma-aminobutyric acid:sodium:chloride symporter activity. The record is from RefSeq and is a predicted model, not a curated record. Gene Ontology annotation, biological process: sodium ion transmembrane transport; amino acid transport; nitrogen compound transport.
UUCCUCUGUCCUUCUUACUCUGUGGCUCGGACUCAUUGUCACACCACUCAUCUCUCUCAAACCUCCUCAUGGACUCGCUCAUGGUCAGUUCUGGGCAUAAAGUGUGUCCUAGUGAGGCUGGGGGUUCUGCACUUGUAUUUUUCUCUGAAGGCACCAAAUGAAGUCUCUUGGAAUGGAUGCAUGACUCAAAAGUAAAGUGGCAUCUUUUUAAGCACAAUGGAUAACGCCCACAGUCCAGAGGUCAGGUUCAGACUGGACGAGGGCCCUGAUCAUCCCACAACCCAGAGGGGACAAUGGUCAAGCAAAAUUGAGUUUCUUCUGGCUGUGGCGGGGCAAAUUAUCGGGCUGGGAAAUGUGUGGAGGUUUCCUUACCUGUGCUACAAAAAUGGAGGAGGUGUGUUCUUCAUCCCGUACGUACUUUUCCUCUUCUUCUGCGGCAUUCCCUUGUUUUUGCUGGAGACAUCCCUCGGCCAGUACACCAAGCAGGGAUGCAUCACCUGUUGGAGGAAAAUUUGUCCACUCUUUGAGGGGAUGGGUUAUGGCUGUCAGGUGGUUGUUUUAUACUCCAGUAUCUACUACAUAGUGAUACUAGCCUGGGCAUUCCUGUAUCUCUUCUCUUCCUUCAGCUCUGAACUUCCUUGGGCGACCUGCAGGAACAGCUGGAACACAGAAAAUUGUGUGGAGUUUGAUCAAAGACAGGAUUAUUUCAACCUAACGAUAGCUGAGAAUGCAACUUCACCAGUGAGAGAGUUUUGGGAGAGACGAGUUUUAAAUAUCACAGGCAGCAUCAAUGAGUUGGGCAGUGUUAGAUGGGAGUUGGCUCUCUGUCUGCUGUUGUCUUGGAUCAUCUGUUACUUCUGCGUGUGGAAAGGAGUGAAGUCUACUGGGAAGGUCGUUUACUUUACUGCUACUUUUCCUUAUGUGAUGCUCGCUGUGCUGCUCGUUCGUGGGCUCACAUUGCCAGGAGCCAUGGACGGGAUCAAGUUCUACCUUUACCCAGAUGCAUCCCGCCUCGCCGACCCGCAGGUAUGGAUGGAUGCCGGGACACAAAUAUUUUAUUCCUAUGCAAUUUGCAUUGGCUGUCUAGUUGCAUUGGGCAGCUAUAACAAGUACAACAAUAACUGCUACAAGGAUUGUGUAUAUUUGUGCCUUUUGAAUAGUGGAACCAGUUUCGUUGCUGGUUUUGCCAUUUUCUCUGCUCUUGGAUUCAUGGCCUAUGAGCAGAACACUGACAUAUCAAAAGUGGCAGAAUCAGGACCUGGUUUGGCAUUUAUUGCCUACCCUCGGGCAGUCGCCAUGAUGCCUUUUCCUCAACUUUGGGCCAUAUUCUUUUUUGUUAUGAUCAUUCUUCUGGGACUGGACAGUGAGUUUGUAGGUCUGGAAGCUCUCACAACGUCAAUAUCUGACCUGUAUCCUGCCUUCUUCCUUGUCGGCCAUCGACGUAAACUUCUGCUCCUGUUCGUCUGCGUCUUCAGCUUUUUCAUUGGUCUUGUUAUGGUGACAGAAGGAGGACUGUACGUCUUCCAGGUGUUUGACUACUACGCCUGCAGUGGGAUGACUUUGCUUCUGUUUGCCAUUCUGCAGUCCGUGUGUGUUGGAUGGGUGUAUGGUGCUGAACACUUUUACGACAACAUUGAGGACAUGAUCGGAUACCGGCCUUUUCCCUUCAUUAAGUACUGUUUGAAAUACGUCACUCCAGUGAUUUGCCUGGGCACUUUUGUUUUUUCCUUGGUCAAGUACACCCCUCUGAAGUUCAACAACACAAUAGAGUAUCCGUGGUGGGGUUACGCUCUGGGCUUGUGGUUCACUCUCUCCUCAACACUCAUGGUUCCCCUCUGGAUGCUGUACAAUCUGCUCAUCACUCCUGGCACCCUGCGGGAGAGAUUCUCUAUCUUGUGCACUCCAGCUGAAGACCUUCCUCUGACCAAAUCAGAAAAGGCUCUCGAACUUCUCAGCCCGCCGCCAUCUCAGAGCAACAUGGAUUGACGAGGUGAAUCUGUCCUCACAGAUUCCUACAUACCAUCAUUAAGGCGUAGAGUUAGACUCCAAAACAGCUUUGCAUUUUUAUUCAAACAAGGCUGUUCAUAGAAACUAAAAUGCAGAAAAAACCUUAUCAAUUUUCAAACAAUGUUUUUCUAUCUUUCUUUUAAUGUUAGGCUCUCAUAAGACAUCACUAUAAGAACCAAUGCACUUAAAAUGUGUUACUUUACACUUUGUUGAGCAUCUUGGAAUUUAAAAGACUGUUUAAAAUGUAGUUUGUUGUUAAAACAAAAAUAAGCACAAAAUGUUUUGUUCUUUGGAAAAUAAUUGCUAGAAAAAAUUGACAUUUUAUAAAUCCUGUUACAUUAAAUCAAACCAUAUUAACCCUCUUAUUAUGAUCCUGUCAGCACAGACAAGCUGUUGCAUGAGCUUGUUGUUGCAAUCAAAACAUACAGUAAUACUGAAUAGCUGACACAUUUUUCUACCGGCAUAAAAUCAAUAAAUUUAGGUGGUGCUUUGGUUGCUAAUUUUGAAUAGUUUUUAAUGUAACUGUACUUGAACUUGUAUAUUCCUUGAGAUUAUUUAUUUUUUCCAGAAAACAACAACACAAGGCACGGCUGCAAUUUAUGCAUAUCCCUGGCAGAUUUAUACCAAAAGUAUACUUUUGAAGGGGCAGAAUUAUGUAUUUUCCAGGCACAUAGAGGCAUUUAAUAGCACAAUCAAGUAAUUAUGUUACCUUCACUUGUUAAAAAUACUGUACAUACAUAAAACAUGACUUAAAAGAAAUUUGACUUUGCAAUUUAUUACCUUGAAAUUGGGUCUCUGUCUCUUUAAGAAGCUCCUUCACUUUCCAACACUCUGCCUUCAGUACCUCAUCAGAGCAGAACUCCUUUAUUGUCUUUUCAACAUUGUUUUUACCUGCGUUGAACAGAGAAACCUUAUCAAUUUCCAGACAAUUCUGGGUGAUCUGAGUGGGGGAGUCGUGUGGGAGGGGUUCUCUGUAAGGAAGAAGCUCGACUUGAAGACUGAAGCUCCAAGGAGGAACUUUGUGGAAGAGGCAGCGCUUGGUGAAAGUAAAAGUUUAGACACCACAAAUGGCUGCCACAGUAGAUUGAAGGAUUUCUCAAACAAAUACAAAAGAGUCAAAGCAACAAUAUCUGUUAAAGGCAUUAGACUCUUUAAUAUCUUAAAUAGGUAUUAAAGAGGCAAAGCAACAAUCCAGGCAUGUUUUUGAUGAGGAGAUAACAUAGCAUGAUUUAAACUUCAAAAAAGUCAAUUUUGCACAAUACUGCCCCCUUAAUUCUAACAAUAUAGACCAGGCUUUAAGUAAUUUUAAGAUUUUUGUCAAGCAAAAUUUUGUCUUGAAUGAUAGAGAACCCCUGGAGGAAACCAAAGAGGAGGGUGAUGCCAGGGAAGAAGACUUGGAGUUCAUCACCAGAGAUAAAUUGUCAAAAUAACAAUGGAAACAUGUAAAAAAAAAAAAAAAAAAAACGCUGCAUAGCAAUUAUUAUAAGGGAUAACUAUCUUAUUUCCUAACAGAAACAAUGUCUUUGUUAUUUAAAUCUGCCAGGGGUAUGAAUAAUUUUGGGUUUGAAUUGCCAUUCUGAUUUUUAGGUCAAGGUAAAAACUCCCUGCUCAAUUGUUGGGCAGUCUACAAACAAACUAGAAUAAAAUAAGAUUUAAAAUAACAGAAAAAAAGUUUGAAAAAAAAUCUUCCCAUCCAGGUGUCUAAGCUGUUUCCGUUUGACCAUAUGUUCCUUACCAAUAUUUAAAAUUAUAUUUCUUUGGUUUCUUUUCAUGGCAGUAUAAAAGGGAGAAACAUAAAUGUGAAAUUGUCUUUUGGUGAUCCAAUUUCUCACACCCAAAUGGCCUGACUGAUGCAGAAAGUCUGCACUUGUCAGGCUCCUUUGGUUACCAGCAUUUACACAAAGAGUUGUGUGUCUAGUCAACCUUUUUCAACCACACUGUGCCAACACAGAUUAACAUCCUUGUUUAUUUAACGCGAUGUGGAAUGUUGAAUGCUAAUAGGCAAAGAUCUCUGCAGACUUACUCAACAUGUCAGAGUUGAUGUGCUUUACUUUCACUUUAACCUGCUGUUUGUUUCAAAACUCAGAGAACUCCUGAAGUGUAGAAAACAUCUGUUGUAAAAAUAUAAUAGUUUUCAUUAUGUUUUUUACAUCCUGCACAAAGACAACACAACUAAUGUUUAAUUGCUGUAGCCUAGACUUUACUCAACGACUUUAAAAAUAACAAAUUUGUCGUCAUCUGUACAAAUGAAUUAUUCUAAUCAUUCUUAUGCUUUUACAAUCAUUAACUACAAACUAGUUAAAUAUGCUGUAACUUAAAGUUGUGUUUGCAAUCAACAAAAUGUAGAAGGUGUGUCCAUUUGCAAAUACAAUAUAUUUUUGAUGUCUAUUACUUGCCCCUUUUGUAGAACGUAUUCUGUGUUGAGCAGCAUGUUUAAUCCACAUAUGGACUUGUAAGUGAUUUUCAGUCUUUUUGCAACGAAGACAGCAAAGGACUAAACUGUUAAUGCCUCGUAAAUUGUCUCUGAGUCAAAUUCUGUGUUUACAAACAUAACUGACUGUGUCUUUUUUAAUAUUUCUAAGGCAAUCAGAGAUUUCUGAUCAGAGACAAAAGAAUCUAUUUUUUUAAAUAAAUGUAAUGUUGCAAAGUGGCCUUUAGGUUAGUCCUGCAGAAGUACAAUAAGAUGUAAAGUCAGUAACAGAUUUUUAAAGAGGAAUGUGGCAUUGAAGUACAUAAACAUAACAUUUUUUAGCAUGUAUAAUCAUGAACUACCUAGUAUUUGUUACUGAUGCUGCUUUUAAAGACGAUGUAAAGAAAGACCAACUGUGAUUUUGUCUCUCUGCCACUCUGAUCGCAGAGUGGAUGAGUUGUUAAUGUCAGUUUUGAGUUGAAUGUGAUGAUUGGUCAAAUCUGUUGAUUCUCACACUAUAAAUCACUGUUAGUAUAUGAAAUAUAUGUAUUUUUUGACAUAUUUUCCCCCCCAUAAUCUAACUUUUAGCUCUAGUCGUUGGAAAUUCUUGUUUGGAGGUUAUUGCUUAUGUUAUUUUUGUGUGAUUUUAUCAUGUAUCACUAAAAUUUGUGUCAGUAUUGUUGACUAAUGGUUUUAUGAUACUGAGAAAUGCAUCAAGAGCAAGCAUUGUGCAGAUGCUGUUGUGUGUAAUGUGUGUGAUUGGUUUCAUUGAAGCUGUUCAGGAUGUCUUCCUACGACCUCUCUGUUCCUACAAACUAACUGGUAACAACAAUUCAGAACCUCAGAUUAUGACAGAAAUUGUGGCAGCAUUAAAAAUAGAUAAUGAAUUAUUCAUGAACUGUUCAAACUAAUCUGUUACCAGUUUUGUUGAGCAAAGUUUGAUAUUUAAAAAUAUUAAUAAAGUCAUAAAUGACUGCUUAA